This is a messenger RNA of Carcharodon carcharias (great white shark), 1730 nucleotides long. Its product is annotated as zinc finger protein 239-like. Bases 564 to 1598 code for a protein of 344 amino acids. The record is from RefSeq and is a predicted model, not a curated record. Lineage: Eukaryota; Metazoa; Chordata; Chondrichthyes; Lamniformes; Lamnidae. The transcript has 3 exons.
AGUGUCACUUUGCUUAGGGCUCCUCAGUGUGCGUGACCAGCUUCAGGAAAUGGGCGCUUCCAGUGCUUCUGACAUCUUUCCAGCUGCAGGCUCCAGCAGGAGAUUUUAAAUUUGAAAACGGUGAAAUUAUUUCAGAGAAAAGGAGGAUUUGCAGUCGAGAAACUCAAACAAAACAUCACAUCAGGAUGUGAUGAGGCACCCAGUUAAUGGUAACUUGAUUAUCAUUGGAUUUUGAACAUGGAAGGAAAAAGCAUUGUUCAUAGCGGAUGAAAAUGUUCUCUGUGUGGAGGAGGCUUCAGCUCAUCACCUGGCCUCACAACCUACAAAUUCAAAUAUACUGAGAAGGAACCGUGGAAAAGUUGGGUCUGUGAGGAGAGAUUUAGUUACCCGUCUGAGCUGGAAACUCAUUGAUGCAGUCACACCAGCGAGAGGUCGUUCAGCUGCUCUCUAUGUUAUACGGGAUUCACUCUGUCAUCCUGUUGGCUCACUGGCAAAUUCACACUGAGGAGAGAUUGUUCAAAUGCUCCAUAUGUGGGAAGUGAUUCACUGAGUCAUCCCACCUUAUGACACACAAACGGCUUCACACUCAGGAGAGUCUUUUUAAACGCCUAGACUACGAGAAGUGCUAUAAAGGCUCCUGGGAAGUGACAUCCCAUCAACGUGUUCACACUGACGAGAGACCGUUCAGAUGCUGUCAAUGCGGGACUGGGUUCAGGAAAUCAUCUGAACUCACUGUACACCAGUCAGUUCAUAGUGGGGAGAGCCCGUUCACCUGCUCCGAGUGUGGGAAGGGAUUCACUCAGACAUCCCACCUCAUGGAACACAAGCAAGUUCACUCUGGAGUGAGGUCAUUCACCUGCUCUGAGUGUGGGAAAGAAUUCACUCAGUCAUCCAAAUUGCUGAGACAUCAGCGAGCUCACACUGACAAGAGACCUUUUAAAUGCCCAGACUGUGGGAAGUAUUAUCAAAGUUCUGGGGAAUUGAUGUCCCAUCAAUGUGUUCACACUGAGGAGAGACCAUUCAAGUGUUCUCACUGUGGGAUUGGGUUCAGACGAUCAUCCGAGCUCACUGUACACCAGCGAAUUCACACUGGGGAGAGGCCUUUCACCUGCUCCGUAUGUGGGAAGAGAUUCAUUCAGUCAUCCCAAUUCAUGGCACACAAGCUAGUUCACACUGGGGAGAGGCCAUUCACUUGCUCUGAGUGUGGGAAGGGAUUCACUCGUUCAUCCAACCUGCUGACACACCAGCAAGUUCACACUGACGAGAGACCUUUCAAAUGCCCAGAUUGUGGGAAGUGCUAUAAAAGUUCCAGGGAACUGAUGCGCCAUCAACGUGUUCACACUGAUGAGAGACCGUUCAGGUGCUCUCACUGCGGGACUGGGUUCAGGCGAUCAUCUCAUCUCACUGUACACCAGCGAAUUCACACUGGGGUGAGGCCGUUCACCUGCACUGAGUGCGGGAAGGGAUUCACUCAGUCAUCUAACCUGCUGACACACCAGCGAGUUCACACUGGGGAGAGGCCAUUCACCUGCUCCAAGUGUGGGAAAGCAUUCUCUCAGUCAUCCAUCCUACUGAGACACCAGCGAGUUCAUAAAUGAUAGCUGGAGUUGGAUUUUGCUGUUAAUAAAAUCCAGGACUGAACAAUAUUCAUUGCUGAUGUUAAUAAACUCCAGAGCAGUAAAAGGUGUUAAUAUUGUGCAUAAAAGUCAAAUAAACAAGCUUUCUGUUAA